UACAUUUCAACGAAUUGUCUACAAUGUCGUCCCGUUACCCACCUCAAAGUAGAAUGCCAACUUUGGUGCCACAGAGAACAGAGAGGUUAUGGUACCCUCGACAGAAUGGAGUUGAGCACAUGCAAGAUGAAUUACAACAAGAAGAACUGGCCUAUCAACGUUUGCAAAAAAGUAUACAGAAAUCAGGAACGCAUUUCAUACCUCCAGGCUUAUCAAAACCAUUUGUGGACCUUGAGGAAGAGCAGGAGGAAGAUGAGGAGGAGGAGGAAGAAGAAGAGGAAGAAGAAGAGGAAGAAGGGAUAGAGUAUGAGGAAGCACUUGAUGGAUAUGACAAUGGCGAUGGCUACGGUGAUGGCUAUGGUGAUAGUGAUAGUGCAUUGAUACAAGAUUUGGAUCAGACUCUAGACAAUGAGGAUUUCCAGGACUUGGAUCUGGACCUAGACCUUGAUAACCUGGAUAUGGAUAUGGAUAUGGACUUGGGGCUUAAUCAUGAGCAUCUUCAAGUGGAUUAUCUUAGAGAACCUAUAUCGCCGUCUAUGAUAUCGACAAGAGUAACAAGAGCAACAGAAGCAAUGGCAACAGGAUCAGCAUUACCGUCAGUAUCAGCAACAGUGCAGUCCCCAAAUUCCCCAUUUCCUUUAACAUCCUUUGCGGACGAGUUGGAUCAAGAUAUCUUGGACAUUUUAGACGACCAAAGUGAAGCCGAACAAGAGGAUUCUGAUCAAGCAGCCAUGAUGUUGAUGAUGGAUCGUGAUCUGGAUGCUGAGGUAGAGGAAGCGGACCUUUAUGCAACUGAUAGUGAUCUUGAACAUCAGAAAGAUUCAUCAUUAUAAAUACACCAUAAUAUAUAUAUAUAUAUUUUUUAAAAAAAAAGUAAAAUAAUAAAACAUGCCUUCUCUG
Molecule: messenger RNA, 900 nt
Organism: Lobosporangium transversale
Lineage: Eukaryota; Fungi; Mortierellomycota; Mortierellomycetes; Mortierellales; Mortierellaceae
Exons: 3
Coding region: 24-833 (269 amino acids)
Biological process (GO): regulation of mitotic cell cycle spindle assembly checkpoint
Cellular component (GO): anaphase-promoting complex
Source: RefSeq, a predicted model, not a curated record